UGUGGCAGAUUCAACAGAGGCUGAUGCAGUGAACGAAAAUAAGACAGAAGAUUUUGAUUUCAGUGCUAAAUUCCAGUGAGGGUUUGUGGCGAAAGGUACUCUCAGUGCCUUCAGUGAACAUCCUGACUUUGCUUGAGUUGGCCAAAAAACCCUUUUUGGGACUUCCCACCACCUGAGAAAGGCCAGGAAGUGCGAGAUUCAUCUGUGCGUACGGGGGCAUAUCAAUCAAUGAAUUUUGACAUUCAAAACAGUUGAUCGCGGUGCCAGCAAAGCAGCCCAAGGAGGUGAUUUCCGUGGCUGAAUCUCCGUACUUGGAGCACUUCCUGUUGGGACAUAUUUUUGUUGUUUUUUUGGAAGUGUUUGUGUGGUGAUUGUGUGACAGAGCAGGAGUCCUGGGUGAGAGAGAAGAGAUGGCAUCGUGUGUGGGUGAGGAUAUCCGGACACCGCUGGUGGCAACGGAAGUUAGUACACCACCAGGAGGGAGAUCAGUGAAGGUUAAUGGAGCAACAGCGGCGGCACGACCUGCAUCCUCCCCUGUAGCUCUCAUGAAGAUUAAGACGUAUCUGUUGGCUCUGCGACCGUGGUCACUGUCCGCUAGUCUUGUGCCUACCCUCCUGGGAACGGCUCUUGCGUACAGAUCAGCACAUACGUAUGAUUUCAAUGUCUUCACCUUCUUCCUCACCCUCUUCACCAUCAUCUCCGUUCACGGGGCCGGGAAUGUUGUCAACACGUACUUUGACUUCAUCAAAGGGAUUGACAACCGGAAGUCUGACGAUCGUACGCUUGUUGAUCACAUCCUGACGAAGGACGAGGUCGUGUCUUUGGGCGCUGUGCUGUACCUGGCAGGUUGUGUGGGCUUCAUCCUACUGGCAAUGCUGAGUCCCGCACGAAUGGAGCACCUGGCCAUGGUGUACUUUGGUGGCCUGAGCUCCAGCUUCCUCUAUACGGGUGGCAUUGGGUUGAAGUACAUCGCCCUGGGGGAUGUUCUGAUUCUCAUAAUUUUCGGACCUAUCUCAGUAUUAUUUGCCUACAUGGCACAAACGGGAUACUUUGAGUGGACCACCAUCUACUACGCCAUCCCCCUGGCACUCAACACCGAGGCCAUCUUGCACAGCAACAACACGCGCGACACAGAAUCCGACAAGAAGGUAGGCAUUGUAACUUUGGCCAUCAUAAUUGGGCGCACAGCAUCGCAAGUACUGUACGCGUUGCUCCUCUUCACGCCGUACAGCAUGUUUGUCGUGCUGGCCGUGAAGUAUUCCGUGUGGUACCUCCUGCCGCUCGUAACGCUGCCGCAUGCCUUCAGGAUUGAGAAGGAAUUCCGCAAUCCAGCCACCAUGUACAGCGUCCCACGACAGACGGCCAAGUUGAACCUCUUCUUUGGGCUCCUCUAUGUUCUCACGAUAUUCUGUACGCCCCAUUUACCCUUUAUUUCGCGCAAAUGAACCCCCCUAUCUCUCUCCCCAUGCGAAGUGUCGCCGUAAAUCCUCCAACUCAUUUAGCGGAGCCCUCAUAUUUUUAAAAAAUAUAAUUAUAAGUUUUUAUGGCAAAAGUCUUUUACAAUGAAAAAAAAAAUGGAAAUUGCUGGACUCUUCUGAGGAAUAAAAAAACGCGAAGAGCUUAAACAAUAAGUCGCAAAAACUGUGAGAGAUAAAGAACAUCACAUUUUCUUUUA
This is a messenger RNA of Lutzomyia longipalpis, 1675 nucleotides long. It is a transcript of the gene heix, whose product is annotated as ubiA prenyltransferase domain-containing protein 1 homolog. The transcript is spliced from 2 exons. Gene Ontology annotation, biological process: vitamin K biosynthetic process; menaquinone biosynthetic process. Gene Ontology annotation, cellular component: Golgi membrane; endoplasmic reticulum. The record is from RefSeq and is a predicted model, not a curated record. Gene Ontology annotation, molecular function: prenyltransferase activity. The coding region runs from base 411 to 1445 and encodes 344 amino acids. NCBI's taxonomy places the organism in Eukaryota, Metazoa, Arthropoda, Insecta, Diptera, Psychodidae.